This is a messenger RNA of Sitodiplosis mosellana (orange wheat blossom midge), 1563 nucleotides long. Its product is annotated as NKAP family protein CG6066. The coding region runs from base 87 to 1445 and encodes 452 amino acids. NCBI's taxonomy places the organism in Eukaryota, Metazoa, Arthropoda, Insecta, Diptera, Cecidomyiidae. The record is from RefSeq and is a predicted model, not a curated record. Gene Ontology annotation, biological process: regulation of gene expression. The transcript is spliced from 3 exons. Gene Ontology annotation, cellular component: nucleus. Gene Ontology annotation, molecular function: chromatin binding.
CAAUUCACACAGUCGCUGUGAAUUGAUAUUUGGCAAUUAGGAAUAUCAACAGCAAUUGUUUUUAAACGUAUUCGGUGGUCGACAAAAUGAGAUCAAGAAGUCGAAGUAGAUCCAGAGGAAAGCACGAUUCACGAUCUCGUGGCCGUGAUGAUGAUAGCCGAAACAAGAAAAGAUAUAGUGAAAGUAGCUCCAGUUCAAGUCGUUCGUCAUCGUCGUCAAGUCGUUCAAGUGAAGAAAAUCGAUCGAAACAGCCCGACAGACGGCAUCGAUCCAAAUCGAAUGGCGACCGAUUCCAAGGAUCAUCGUCACGCAGAGACCGUUCUUCCUCAAGAGAAAAACGGAAUCGUCGACAGAGACGAAGCCGGUCAAAUUCCCGAUCGAACAGACGACGAAGUAGAAGCCGUAGCAUAGAGCGGCAAAUGAAUCGCCAAAAAAGCCGCAGUAAAAGUCGUGAUAGCAAAAUGACCGCAGCAAAUGUCGAACGUUGGCCAAAUGAUAAGUUUUCUGAAAAUAAUCGCAGAAGAGAUGCAUCAUAUCGGCGUCGUGACGAUACUGUUGGAAGAGGUGACCGAAGAGACGACCGAAUGGCCAAUGAAAAUCGUAGACGCCAUGGUCUGGGCUAUGAUAAAUCAACUAAACGGCAAUUCGAACAAGAUAUCAUGGAUACACGGCGAACAAAACGUGAGGUCAUUGGAAGGGAAGGUACAGCGAUUGUCUGGGGCCGAUCACCAUCACCAUCCGAAAUAUAUGUAUCGUCAGAUGAUGACGAAAGUCAAAAAGACGACAAAAAAUCAAAUAAGAAAAAGAAAAAGGAUGACAAAUCGAAGAAAAAAUCGAAGAAAAGUAAGAAAUCGAAGAAGACCAAAAAGGUUAAAAGCAAAAAGGACAGCAAAAAGAAGAAGAAAAAGAAGAAGGUGUCUAGCUCGAGUGACAGUAGCGAUGAUAGUAGCGAAUCGGAUGUAUCUGAGGCUGAAGGAGACGUUUGGGUCGAGAAGAAUGCUCAUGCGGAAUUCAAAAAACCGGAUGCCGUCAAAUCCAAAUCGAAAAAAGGCGAAAAAGAUGACGGUGACGAUGAAUCACAAGUUGGUCCAUCUCUUCGAAACACAUCUGGACUGUCACACAAAGACUUUGGUCAUGCUCUGUUGCCCGGUGAAGGUGCGGCUAUGGCGGCGUUCAUUGCUGAAGGCAAACGUAUUCCAAGAAGAGGUGAAAUCGGUUUAACUUCCGAAGAAAUUGCAACAUUCGAACAGGUUGGCUAUGUGAUGAGCGGUAGUCGGCAUCGGCGUAUGGAAGCCGUUCGUAUUCGUAAGGAAAAUCAAAUCUAUUCAGCGGACGAGAAACGAGCAUUGGCCAUGUUCAGCAAAGACGAGCGGCAAAAGCGUGAAAAUAAGAUUCUGUCUCAAUUUAAAGAAAUGAUUGCAUCGAAACUCAGCCAAGAUAAAUGAUUAAAUUAUAACCAAAAGUAAUUAAAGGGAAAUUAACUAGAUUAAGGUUUUGUUUUGUAUUUAGGAACCCUCACGAAAAUAAAAACUUGAAUAAAAAUAAAAUAUGAUACACCAGAAA